GAUCGUUGAUCCCCUUGGGUUUGGGAGUUUGGGUCGUUCGGGACCGCUGCAGCCAUGGCGGACAUCGUGAAGCAGAUCCUGGCGAAGCCGAUUCAAUUGGCGGAUCAGGUGACCAAGUUCGCCGACGAUGCCCAAACCUUCAAGCAGGAGUGCGCCGAACUUAAAUCCAAAACGGAGAAACUCGCUGCCCUCCUCCGCCAGGCUGCCCGUGCUAGCUCCGACCUAUACGAGCGCCCAACUCGCCGUAUCAUCGAUGACACAGAGCAGGUCCUCGACAAGGCCCUCGCUCUUGUCUUCAAGUGCCGCGCCAAUGGGCUCAUGAAGCGCGUCUUCACCAUUAUCCCCGCCGCUGCCUUCAAGAAGAUGUGUUCCCAGCUUGAGAACUCCAUCGGUGAUGUCUCCUGGCUCCUCCGUGUUUCCGCCUCUGCCGGCGACCGCGACGAUGAGUACCUAGGCCUUCCCCCUAUCGCCGCCAACGAGCCCAUCCUCUGCCUCAUCUGGGAACAGAUCGCUACCCUCUACACUGGAUCCGUCGACGACAGGUCCGACGCCGCCGCUUCCCUCGUAUCCCUCGCCCGCGACAACGACCGUUACGGAAAGCUCAUCAUCGAGGAAGGUGGGGUGGUGCCCCUUUUGAAAUUAGUCAAGGACGGACGACCGGAAGGCCAGGAGAACGCUGCCCGUGCUAUUGGCCUCCUUGGUCGUGACCCGGAGAGCGUCGAGCACAUGAUCCCCGCUGGUGUCUGCUCAGUGUUUGCGAAAAUCCUCAAAGAAGGUCCCAUGAAGGUUCAGGCAAUGGUGUCCUGGGCUGUGUCUGAACUCGCCGCCCAUCACCCCAAGUGCCAAGAUCAUUUCGCCCAAAACAAUAUAAUUCGGUUACUCGUUGGCCAUCUGGCCUUCGAGACCAUUCAGGAACACAGUAAAUAUGCGGUGACCAGUAACAAAGCCGUGCCCAUGUCCAUCCAUUCGGUGUUAUUGGCUAGUAACAACCCCAAUUCCAAUGCCGACGGAAGCAGCCCCGCCUUUCACAAUAACCAACCCAAUGAAGACGAGAGUCAGAUCGCUCACCCACUGGGUCGCCAGCAGCCGAACCAGAUGCAUAAUUUGGUCACAAACACCAUGGCCAUGAGGGGCACCUCAAAGCCACCCCAACCACAAGGUACCAAUGGCAGCAACACUCACCAACCGAACCACAUCAAGAACUCCAAACAAAAUCUCCAGCAACAUCCUCAUCAUCACCCGCAGCACGUUGCUCUUGCCGGGGGUAGCAUCAAGGCGAGGGAAUUUGAAGACCCAGUCACCAAGGCCAACAUGAAGGCCAUGGCAGCCAAAGCCCUUUGGCAUCUUGCCAAAGGCAAUUCCGCCAUAUGCCGGAGCAUCACCGAGUCAAGAGCGCUCCUUUGCUUCGCGGUUCUCCUGGAGAAGGGCGCCGAAGAGGUCCAAUACAAUUCCGCUAUGGCAUUGAUGGAGAUUGCUGCCGUUGCCGAUCAAGACGCUGACCUGAGACGCUCUGCAUUCAAGCCCAAUUCCCCUGCCGCUAAAGCUGUCUUCGACCAGUUACUGAGCAUCGUAGAGAAAGCCGAUUCGGACCUCCUCGUACCCUGCGUCAAGGCCAUGGGACACUUAGCGAGGACUUUCCGAGCCACUGAAACGAGGAUCAUUGGGCCAUUGGUGCGAUUGCUUGAUGACAGAGAAGGUGAGGUUUCAAGGGAGGCGGCCAUUGCCCUCACUAAGUUUGCCUGCACUGAGAAUUACCUACACGUCGAUCACUGUAAGGCCAUAAUCAAUGCAGGAGGGGCGAAGCAUCUCAUUCAGCUUGUGUAUUUUAGCGAGCAGAUUGUUCAGAUACCGGCAUUGGUUCUAUUAUGCUACAUUGCAUUGCAUGUCCCCGACAGUGAAGAACUUGCACAAGCGGAGGUCCUUACGGUGCUCGAAUGGGCAUCGAAGCAGGGUUACAUGGUACAAGAUCCCACCGUCGACACCUUAUUGCCGGAGGCCAAAGGUAGAUUAGAACUCUAUCAAUCCAGAGGUUCAAGGGGAUUCCAUUGAUUCAGUGUGCAGUGUAAGAUGUAAUUUGGUUGUCUUUUUUUUUUUUUGGGUCAUUAUCAUUGUUAUGGAGUGUAUAUACAUUUGGGUUUCUGGGUCGUUAAAAAGAAUCCCCAUUAAGAUCAAAGUUCCAUUCUUCUUC
Messenger RNA from Telopea speciosissima, 2188 nucleotides. RefSeq lists its product as uncharacterized. Gene Ontology annotation, biological process: cell surface receptor signaling pathway. NCBI's taxonomy places the organism in Eukaryota, Viridiplantae, Streptophyta, Magnoliopsida, Proteales, Proteaceae. The transcript has a single exon. Gene Ontology annotation, molecular function: protein binding. The coding region runs from base 55 to 2049 and encodes 664 amino acids. The record is from RefSeq and is a predicted model, not a curated record.